AUGGAAACCCGUGCAAGAAGUGCCAAUAGUAGGGGCAGGCAACCGCAAAAUGAGGCUAGCAAAACCAACAACCUCAACGGGCAGUUCAUGCAGUUCAUUGAUGCCAUCCGCAACAUGACGCCACUUGCCACACCACCAGUUGCACCUCCCCAAGAAAACCUAAGAAAUAAUGCUACCCUAGUUGAGCAGUUUUGGAAGCUUCAACCUCCAACUUUUGAGGGUGGGUUGAACCCUCUGGUAGCUGAAGAUUGGAUAGCAGCAAUUGAAUGGAUCUUUAAUCUCAUAGAUUGUCCAGACCCUAGGAAGGUAACUUGUGCUACAUAUAUGCUACAAUAUGGAGCAAGGCAUUGGUGGGAUUCUACUGCCAGAUCCCGACCCCAGGGACAUGGGUGGACCUGGGAUCAGUUCAAAGAACUUUUUCUUAAGAAGUAUUACCCCGCUAACAUCCGUAACCAGAAGGAAGCAGAGUUCCUCAUGUUAAAACAAGGUAGCUUAACCUUAAUUGAAUACGAAAGGAAGUUUGAUGAGCUAUCACAUUUUACCCCAGCCUUAGUGGAUACAGAACAAAAGCGGGCAAGGCGCUUUGAAUAA
Molecule: messenger RNA, 591 nt
Organism: Diospyros lotus (date-plum)
Lineage: Eukaryota; Viridiplantae; Streptophyta; Magnoliopsida; Ericales; Ebenaceae
Exons: 1
Coding region: 1-591 (196 amino acids)
Source: RefSeq, a predicted model, not a curated record